Messenger RNA from Echinops telfairi (small Madagascar hedgehog), 4885 nucleotides. RefSeq names its product chloride voltage-gated channel 6 (gene CLCN6). Gene Ontology annotation, biological process: chloride transport; transmembrane transport. Lineage: Eukaryota; Metazoa; Chordata; Mammalia; Afrosoricida; Tenrecidae. The coding region runs from base 126 to 2537 and encodes 803 amino acids. Gene Ontology annotation, cellular component: intracellular membrane-bounded organelle; lysosomal membrane. The record is from RefSeq and is a predicted model, not a curated record. The transcript is spliced from 22 exons. Gene Ontology annotation, molecular function: voltage-gated chloride channel activity.
UGUUUUUCUAGACCAUCCUCGGAGAAACGCAGGAGGAAGAUGAUGAGAUCCUUCCAAGGAAAGACUAUGAGAGCUUGGAUUAUGAUCGCUGUAUCAAUGACCCCUACCUGGAAGUGCUGGAGACCAUGGAUAACAAGAAAGGUCGAAGGUAUGAGGCGGUCAAGUGGAUGGUGGUGUUUGCCAUUGGCGUCUGCACGGGGCUGGUGGGUCUCCUGGUGGACUUUUUUGUGCGGCUCUUCACCCAGCUCAAGUUCGGAGUGGUGCAGACAUCGGUGGAGGAAUGCAGCGAGAAAGGCUGCCUCGCCCUCUCCCUGCUGGAGCUCCUGGGUUUUAACCUCACCUUCGUCUUCCUGGGGAGCCUUCUUGUCCUGAUUGAGCCAGUGGCCGCAGGCUCGGGGAUACCCGAGAUCAAAUGCUACCUGAACGGCGUGAAGGUGCCAGGAAUUGUCCGGCUCCGGACCCUGCUCUGCAAAGUCUUUGGGGUGCUCUUCAGUGUGGCUGGAGGGCUCUUCGUGGGGAAGGAAGGUCCCAUGAUCCACAGCGGAGCGGUGGUGGGAGCCGGCCUUCCUCAGUUCCAGAGCAUCUCCUUACGCAAGAUUCAGUUCAACUUCCCCUAUUUCAGAAGUGACAGGGACAAGCGAGACUUUGUAUCAGCUGGGGCGGCCGCUGGCGUCGCAGCUGCUUUUGGGGCCCCGAUUGGGGGCACCUUGUUCAGCCUGGAGGAGGGCUCGUCCUUCUGGAACCAGGGGCUCACGUGGAAAGUGCUCUUUUGUUCCAUGUCGGCCACCUUCACCCUCAACUUCUUCCGCUCUGGGAUUCAGUUUGGAAGUUGGGGUGCCUUCCAGCUCCCUGGGCUGCUGAACUUUGGCGAGUUUAAGUGCUCUGACUCUGAUAAAAAAUGCCAUCUCUGGACAGCUGUGGACUUGGGUCUCUUCGUCAUCAUGGGGGUCAUUGGGGGCCUCCUGGGAGCCACAUUCAACUGUCUGAACAAGAGGCUUGCAAAGUACCGUAUGCGAAACGUGCACCCGAAACCUAAGCUUGUCAGAGUCCUAGAGAGCCUCUUGGUGUCCCUGGUAACCACCGCCGUGGUGUUUGUGGCCUCCAUGGUGCUAGGAGAGUGCCGGCAGAUGUCUUCUUCGAGUCAAAUCGGUAAUGACUCCCUCCAGCUCCAGGCCGCCUCACAAGACGUGAACUCCAGCAUCAAGACCUUCUUUUGCCCCAACGAGACCUACAAUGACAUGGCCACGCUCCUCUUCAAUCCCCAGGAGUCAGCCAUCCUCCAGCUCUUCCACCAGGACGGGACUUUCAGCCCGGUCACUUUGGCCUUGUUCUUCACCCUCUAUUUCUUGCUGGCCUGCUGGACCUACGGCAUUUCGGUUCCCAGUGGCCUUUUUGUGCCUUCUCUGCUGUGUGGAGCUGCUUUUGGACGCUUAGUAGCCAAUGUCCUGAAAAGCUACAUUGGAUUGGGCCAUAUCUACUCGGGAACCUUUGCCCUGAUUGGUGCUGCAGCCUUCCUGGGCGGGGUCGUCCGCAUGACCAUCAGCCUCACAGUCAUUCUCAUCGAGUCCACCAACGAGAUCACCUAUGGGCUCCCCAUCAUGGUCACCCUGAUGGUGGCCAAAUGGACAGGGGACUUUUUCAACAAGGGCAUUUAUGACAUCCACGUGGGCCUGCGAGGAGUGCCGCUUCUGGAGUGGGAGACAGAGGUGGAAAUGGACAAACUGAGAGCCAGUGACAUCAUGGAGCCCAACCUGACCUACGUCUACCCGCACACGCGCAUCCAGUCCCUGGUCAGCAUCCUGCGCACCACGGUCCACCACGCUUUCCCAGUGGUCACCGAAAACCGGGGCAACGAGAAGGAGUUCAUGAAGGGCAACCAGCUCAUCAGCAACAACAUCAAAUUCAAGAAAUCCAGCAUCCUCACGCGGGCCGGUGAGCAGCGCAGGCGCAGCCAGUCCAUGAAGUCCUACCCGUCGAGCGAGCUGCGGCACGUGUGUGACGAGCACGCGGCCUGCGAGGAGCCGGCCGCGAAGGAGGACCUGCUGCAGCAGAUGCUGGAGAGGAGAUACACCCCCUACCCCAACCUAUACCCUGACCAGUCCCCGAGCGAAGACUGGACCAUGGAGGAGCGCUUCCGCCCUCUGACCUUCCAUGGCCUCAUCCUGCGCUCGCAGCUCGUCACCCUGCUCGUCCGCGGCGUCUGCUAUUCUGAAAGUCAGUCGAGCGCCAGCCAGCCACGCCUGUCCUACUCGGAGAUGGCCGAGGAUUACCCGCGGUACCCUGACAUCCAUGACCUGGACCUGACGCUGCUGAACCCCAGGAUGAUCGUGGACGUCACCCCAUACAUGAACCCCUCGCCCUUCACUGUUUCACCCAACACCCACGUCUCCCAGGUCUUCAAUCUCUUCAGAACCAUGGGCCUGCGGCACUUGCCGGUGGUGAACGCCAUGGGGGAGAUUGUGGGGGUCAUCACUCGGCACAACCUGACGGACGAGUUCCUGCAGGCCCGGCUGCGGCAGCACUACCAGACCAUCUGAGGGCGCCCGCGGUCCAGCCUGCCCAGCCCGCGCAGGAGGGCCCGCACCACACACUCAGAAACCCCGGAACCAUCAGACGGACGGACGCUGGGCGGGUGCAGACCUGCGGCGGGUAUUGACCAUCAGAGUUCAGACCUUCGGACUUCUCAGCACACAUCGCCCCAUUUCCUGCUCCCCAAGUUCCACCCCCCAGUGUUGAGAGGCUGGCCCUGGGGAGCCACCCUGGACUGGACCAGAGGUAGAAGACAGGCUUCAGCCACUGGGGGAGGGGGCAACAGAGCACCCCCUGGGCUGCUUCCUAGCAACCCAGCUGUUGCCUUAAACCUCGAGAGAGACUUUGGCUGAGGCAAACCAGGGCUUGGGGGCAGUUGCGAAAUUCAGUUGAUGCCAAAUUUCAGGAUUGGGCACUGAGAAAACGAGCCAGCUUCAGGGUCCAGACUGUGCCUGUGGCCUGAGCCCCUUCCUGAAGCACAGAGCAGGUAUGCCCCAGGGGCAGCACCCCAGCAGUCCAGCUCCACAUCAGCCCGGCAGGGCUGCUCUGGCCUUGAACCGUCUGCUCCCUCUGCGUUUUGCAGGUCUCCUGGGAACACUUUUCAACCCUGAUUCCUUCGACCCACGGGAAUUCCCGAGCCUCCCUUCAGUUUUCUCUUUUUGGUUUAGUGGCCCCCGCCAGGAUCUUAGCAUCUCCCCGCUCCCCCACCCCCCAAAUUAGCUGAAGGCAGGGCCCACUUUGGGAAACAGCUCACUUCACUGUGGGCUUAGUGCUGUUUUGUAUAGAGUGGAAGCAAGCCAGUCACCCCCAGAAUGCACAGGAAGCCACUUGGAAGACUAUUCAGUUGGUUCACAAAAGAGGGUGUCUACAUUUCAUAAACUGCCCUCCCCAAACGGCCUGCGCCUCAGAAAUGGGAACUUGCAGAGAUGUGUUGUACAGACAGAGGGUCUGUGUGUGAGAGGGGGGGCAGGGUGGGGGGCUUCUGUCAGCACGAGGCGGAUACCCCUGUUUGUUUGAGUGACUUCUUGCGGGCUGGUUAACGUGGGCCCUGGGAGCAAGCCUGGGGAACGGUUCUGGGUGUCGUGCUGACCGCCUCUUGCUCACGUCUCCAGCAGCGGCAGACACGCGUGCUGUAGGUCUCUGGAGGUACUCCCGGCGUGAGUUCUAAGACCCCAGCGUUCGCCAAGGGCCACAGUGGCUGCUGCCGCCGACCUCCUUUGCAAAGCCUGCCUCUGGGGCUCCAGGCGGGCUGGACUGGAGCAGCCCUCUGAUUGCGUCUCAGGAAGACUCCCCACGUACGGGAGCUACCACACUGGAUCUUUCCUGUCUGACAUGGCCCCUUCCAUCCGGCCCCAAUUUUUUACCUCCUUGGUCAGAGUGACUUUAACUUCCGAAGUUCUCAACCUCCCUAGGGACCCAAGAGCGUCAACACUCGAGGAACUCGGGAGACUGCAAACAGGCGGGUACCCCGCCUAGAUGGGACUGGCCAGCCUAGCUGCCACUCGCUUACGGAAGUGGCCAGAGCGUGACCGCAUUACUUAAGUCGGGACGAUGGUGUCGCCGCCCUCCCGCAGACAGCGGCCCCGCCCACAUCUCCCUGCGGAAGGGCCUGGAGGCAGCCCUGCCUGAUGGUUGCUGGAGUGUGUCCCUCCUGCACGUCACGUUGGGUUUGAGUCCCAGGAUGUUUUGUUCCCAGAGAUAGUAGAAUGCAAACACCUCCCGCCCCUCCUGGAUCAACUGGAUGGACGGUGGCCACAGAGGCGCUCAUGUUCCCGUCCUUUCCGAAAAACCCAAAGACCCUGUCUGUUCACUGUAACCAUCGCUGUCCCCCUCCUCCUUCAGAUACCUUCUUAGAUACCGGGCAAACGCUUCCAGCAUCUUCUCAAGUCCCCAGCCCAUGACCUGGACUUGCACCCCCUCCUAGUGACCAGGGACCUCAACCACUGGACCUGGGCCUGGCCGGAGGUGCUGGCCUGUGGGUGAGACCACAGGAGGGGAGCGGAGAGGAGUGGUCCUACCCUUGGCGCUCUGGACAUGGCCCAGUCCUGACCUUGUGUAAGCAGCCGUCCCGGGCUUGCCUCGUCGGCCACAUUUCAAAGAAGUGCGCCGGGGCGGCCCGGCCGGUGGACGACAGGCCCAGGCAGUAUUGACCAGAGCUGUGGCCUCGGCCCCUUCACAGCAGCAGCUUCCGCUUCUGUUCGCACUGUUGGUUUGCACAGUUGUGUUAGCUAAGUCCCCUGUGUAUAGAAAAUGUAUUUUUUUUAAUUUGUAAAAAUCUAUUUUUAUUUGAACCUUGGGAUCUUGGACAUUCUCGCUCUAACCGUUAACAUGUUGGAAUAAAAUGUCUUCAUCUGCC